Molecule: messenger RNA, 1106 nt
Organism: Lytechinus variegatus (green sea urchin)
Lineage: Eukaryota; Metazoa; Echinodermata; Echinoidea; Temnopleuroida; Toxopneustidae
Gene: pfdn5
Product: prefoldin subunit 5-like
Exons: 6
Coding region: 90-560 (156 amino acids)
Biological process (GO): regulation of DNA-templated transcription; protein folding
Cellular component (GO): cytoplasm; prefoldin complex
Source: RefSeq, a predicted model, not a curated record
UUAUUAUCACCGUUUCACUCUCAAUCACUGAUGACUUAUUAGUUCGUGUUGCAGUUUUAUUUUUACGAGUUGCGAUCAAAGAAAUAACCAUGUCUGAAGGAGGGCAGCAAGUGGACCUAAUGCAGCUUCCGAUUCCACAACUGAAUGGUCUUAAAGAACAGCUAGAUCAGGAGGUGGAGAUGAUGCAGGGUUCUUUGCAGCAGCUCAAGAUGGCCCAGUCUCGGUUUAUGGAAUCAUCAGAAAGCAUAGCCAAAUUAAAUUCUGAUAAUGAAGGAAAAGAGAUGCUGGUUCCACUAACAUCAUCUCUCUAUGUACCAGGCAAAUUGCAAGAUGUCAAUAAUGUAUUAAUAGACAUAGGGACUGGCUACUAUGUAGAAAAGUCACUUGAGGAAGCUAAGAAGUACUUCAAAAGGAAAGUAGAUUUUGUCACCAAACAAAUGGAAAAAGUGCAACCAGUACUAAUAGAGAAAUCAAAGAUGAGACAAGUUGUGACAGAAGUGAUGAACAUGAAGAUUCAAGCUCAAAUGGCACAAAUGCAAUCACAGCAAGCAAAAUCAUAGGAGAUCAAAAGAGAUGAGCUCUUUCUUAGUGUAUAAACUAUUCAUUUUUAUAGGUGUUACAUGUCAUUUUCUCCCUUAUGCAUCUUUAGUGACCCGUGCCCACUGAAUGCAGUCUAGGGCCUAUUGUGGUUCAAUAUUAAAUGAAAUAUAUGUAUAUGGAUAUUAGUGUACGAUGAGAAUGUUGUAGCAGCAAUACAAAUGCGCUCAAGGUUGUGCCAUAGUCUCCAGGCACAGACCUUCAAUUUCUCAUAGUGCACAAUACAGAGUCUGAAGUAGUGAGACUAGAUUCUCUCAGUCAUGUUUUGUGGCUGUCUCUCCCAGGCAGAAAGUUUGGAGCCUAGUCUUCACUCUAGACUUGGUAGGCUAUACAUGUAAUUUGUUUUGAAAAUUGGAGUCUGUGCGUGCAGACUACUUGUAGGUGUACCAUACAAGGUUCAACAAGCAUAGUACUCAUAGGGUUUGUAUUAGGCAUAUGAAAUUUGUCAUUAGAAAUGUAUUCCUUAUGCCUUUAUGUAGCCUCAAGUGAGUAGGGCCCCAUAAUAUGAA